Messenger RNA from Penaeus chinensis, 7568 nucleotides. RefSeq names its product mucin-17-like. Lineage: Eukaryota; Metazoa; Arthropoda; Malacostraca; Decapoda; Penaeidae. The transcript has 12 exons. The record is from RefSeq and is a predicted model, not a curated record. Bases 183 to 7568 code for a protein of 2461 amino acids.
UUAUUACAGGUUGUCACCGAUUUAUCCUUCUUCCGAAACGGAAUUAAUGUCCCGCGUGUCUGGGAACACUGGGAAGAAGCGGCAAUUGUAGUGGUCGGGAAACACGUGCGAGGGAGCUCUCCGGCGUGUCAUGUCAUUUCUGCGUGGUCUGAAGGGUUGAGCACAAAGUAGUUAGAUGCACCAUGGAGGUAUUAGUGAGGGAAAUGAGCCCGAGGGCGCUGCCUUUAGGACGGAUAGAUGAGCUGCUUAAACUUCACCUCAAAAAGCACAAAGGGAAGAGUCUACCAUGGACUAAUAUUGCCAGACUGCUCUCCAAGGAAGUCGUCGAGUCAAAAUCUGGAUUUCUUUUUCAAAACAUCAGGAAACUAUGCAAAAUAAAACUGUCAGAGACCGUGAACCAGGGCUUGAAGCUCCCCAAAAAGUCAUGUCAGAAGUACCGUGACAUGCUCAGUCGGCUCCAGACUGAAAUGCAUUACAACUUUGAAGACACUGAUGUGUCUCUGGCAGACCUAAAUCAGCUGUCAUCGCACUUCCUUGCCGCAAUAAUUGACUUGACUACCCCUGCCAUUCUGCAAGGUUGUGAGACUGAAGCUGUGUCCAGGAUCUACAUCAGAAUAACUCUGAUAAUGGGUUCAUCUCCUGACCUCAUCCUGGAUACACUCCUCCAGUGUAAGACCCUUAUCUACAGCAGUAUAAGGAACCCAGUUAUAUUUAUACCUCUUAUCAAGAGAAUCUUCAACACAUUCAAGGUGCAAACUUCCUUAACCCCAAAGCUGUACCUGAAGUUCCUGUUACUUGGGAAACUUUGGCUCUUUAUGGAAGAAAAAUCAAAGCUUCCAAGUACAAGGAUGUACAUCAUAAAGUCAUUGCCCGUCCCUCAGUCAUUUAAGGAGUGGGCACGUCAGAACAAUUUAGAUUGGUUUAAGGAGAACGACAUCACAACAAAGAAUAUCUUGAAGAGAAUGACAGUCUCAACAACUUUGAAUAUUUUGCAUGGGAAACGUGUUGUAAAACCACAGGAGCUUACUCAUGAUAAAACAAUGAAGGAGGUGAAUAACAAGAACAAGAACAUACUUGUUCAAGAAAAGGAAACCAUUACCAGUGAACACUGUGAAGGCAAAGCUGAAAACACAGUGAAUAAUGAUGAAAAGAAAAAGAAGACAAAGAGGAAGAAGAAGAAGAAGAACAAGAAAAAGAAGGCAAAUGCAGACAAAGAAAAGGAUGAUUCCAUUUCUAGGAAAGAGACAGAGGAAAUGACAAAGAGGGAUGAAGCUAAAGAACACGAGAAUGCCAAACCAGGAAAGAGCGUGCUAAAGCAAAGGGAAAGAGAAGGAGAUGAUGAAUUGCCGGAAAAUAUCAAGAAGCUGAAAGUCCAGAGUGUUCAGAAAGAAGUCAAGAAGCGUGAAGAAACAAGUCAUGAAGAAAUGUCUGACAGUUUUAGUGAGAGCAAGUCGAAUAAUCAGAAGCGUAAGAAUCUAGAAGAAAACACUCCAGUUUUGGCCAAGGUGAAAAAGAUUGCUUCAAAGAGUGGAGAGAAACUUGUGGAAAAUGAUACAGAAGUUCUGGAUAAAAAUAAGAAAACAAAAAGAAAAUUGGAAAUGGUUGUUGAUGAGGCUAAGGAGAGGAUUGAUAAUAAUAAGAAGAAUGAUAUUAUGUUGAAACGUGCAUCUGAAAAAAUUAGGACUGACAAGUAUGUAAAAGCUGUUCAGAAGUUAGCUGACACGCACCAGAAAGGGAAGGAAUCAGGACGGAGUGAUGCAUCUCCAGUGGCAGAGAGCCAAAUUCACAAAGGCAGAGUGAAUAUUGUGAAGAAGAAUCAGCACGUAACGAGUAGAAGUGAGGAGUUAAACAGCAUGGGUGAAGAGAUAGAAGAAGCGGUUCACAGUAUGGUUGAGAAUAAAGAGGUUAAGACUCCUGAGGUGAAGAAGAAGCUCUGUCUCGUCGAUGAAGUUACUGCUGAUGGCCAGAAUAAGAAGCUGAAGACAUCCCCAGUGAUAAGAUUACGUGAUAAGAGUCAGGAAAGGAAACCGUUAGGCUCUAGUCCAUUGUGUGGAAGAUGUGAGGAGAGUGUGACUAGCCCCAGGGAGAAGGCAACUCUGACUAGAGAAGAUAUCAUUGAAGUGCGGCAGAGAAUAAGACGUAAUAGCGUUAGCUUUACCAUCACAGAUUUACUGCUGACAGAUGUAACCCCUAAUAAAGGAAAGUCACCCAGCCAAGGAACUAACAAAAUUUGUAGUAGAACAGUUCAAAGUCCAUCAGGAAUGACCUUUGAAGUGUUUGACAUGGACGAUGACGAUCACCAAAGUGUAGAUUCAGAUGACGCACCGAGUGUCAGAGCAUCAGCUGAAGAAGCCGGAGAGGAAAGUGAUGUGAAUGAAGAAGUCGAAGAGAAUGAUACUUCUGAUAUUAUUGAGGUGUCUGAAACUGAUUCAGUAGUAGCCGUAACACAGACACCUAAGAAGGAUCUUGCUGUUAACGAUAAGACCAAAGAAAUAAGCAACACUUCUGCAGGAAAAGAUUUAGAUUCAGAACUGGAAAUUGUUGAAGUUAUUCAGAACAAAGAGCCUGCUGCUUCUGAGAAAGAUGAAGCUGCACUUGAAGAUUCAUCAGAUAUAGAUGAAGCCUCUGGAUCUGACUCCGACAUCAUUCCGUGCGAUGAAACUGCAAAGAUGUUUACAGAUGAAGAAAAUAAAUAUUACCAUGAUAAACUAAUUGCACAGGAAUUAAAAAGAAAAGCAGAAAAUAUUGUGGAAAUGGAUAAACUAGAAUUCCAGAGGAAGAAGACAAAGGAAAAUGGCCACCAUGCCAGUAAUGGCGAUGAUGCUAGGAACCCCAACACAGACGAGAGAAAGUGUGAAGUAGUAAAUGUGGAUUGUAGUUCUAAUAGCCACGCUGAAGAAAAACGGGGAAGUGAACAAGAAUUGGAGAGCGACGGGGACAUGGAAAUACUCCUACAGACAAUUGCCAGGGAUACUGGCAGAAUAGCUUCUGUUAGUGGAUUUAAAGAAAGCUUGGUUCCUAAGGAGAUUAUUCAAGACAGAUUAGAAGAAACCAAUGUUAAGGAGAGUGCAGUGAAAGGAAAAGAAGCUGAUUUAGCUUCUGAAAACAAAAAGUUAUUGUCAAAUGGUCCUGUAAGUACCAGUGAAUCCACAGAUGGAAAUCUUUCAAAUCAUGUAAAGGACUUGGACAGCAGGAAGGUAAAUGGUAUAGAUGCACGAACAAAGAGUCCUAUUCUAUUUGAGGAUGACAUUAUUGAAAAUAAGAAAGAUGAAGAUACCAAUCAUAGACCUGAAAAGGAAGCACCUUCUGAAAAUAACAAGAAGGAAAGUGAUAUUAACAGUGAAAAUAUUGAAAGCAAAAGUCAAGAGAAUAGGAUAGAGGUCGAGAACAAGUCUGCAGCUAAUGACUCUUUCAGAUCGGAAUCACCGGAUGAAGAACCCCUCAGGCUUGAGAGUGAGUCACCAGAGAAGCCAAUUGUUUCUCUAGACAACAAGAAUUCCCAGGCUGUAGAGAAUACUUCAGGCACACCUGCACCACCACCUUUGAAUGAUUCAAUGCCUGUAGAUUCUGUAGAAGAGGAUUCUGAGUCCACUGAAGGGGCUGAUGAGGCAUACGAAGCCAGUAGUGAUGCGUCGGAGGAUCCUAUGCCAAAAGUUCGCAAAAGGACUAGGUCAUUACGGAGAAAUCUCAUUUCGCAUUCUGUUUUGCAGGAUGCCUCAGAUUCCGAUGUUUCUCCUAUAAGAAAUAGGAGAAGUCGUUUGACUUCUGAAGUGACAUCCACUGCAGGAAAGGAAUCUCCCCGUAGGCAAAGGACUCGCAGCUCAUGUUCAGAAGUUACAGGGCCUGGUCCAGAUACUUUAGAAACAGGUCGGCUUGAAUCAGCUCCCAGCGAUAUAGUUAAUGAUAUUAAUAUAAAGUCCUUGAGUGAAGUUGUGUGUGAUGUUCAUCAAAACAUUAGUGAAUGUGAUUCUUUGUGCAGCUUAGAAACUAUGCAGGACUCCACAGGUACUCAUAUUACCAGUGAAGACACUUCUUUCUUCUUAAAUGAUGUGAAAGGAUCACACAGCAUAUCCUCAAGUGCUACACCCAUUGUUUCAGCUUCAGGAACUCCCAUUAAGAAUGUUACUGACUCGGUCUCAUCGCCUAUUACCAGACGUUCCACCAGACUACUUGCUAGUGAAGUCCUUGAAAAAAGUAAACCUCAGAGGCGAUCUCUGCCUUCAGGUGCACUUUCUGAUGCAGCAGUCACCACAAAAACCUUAGCAACAAGAGUUCUGACCAGAAACGCAAGACGAAAAUCUUUUUCAGACACUGAAGUGCACUCACAGCAGGCACAUCAGCAGAAGCUUGAUGUGAUAGGGAGUCCAAAGGUAACUGAAAAAAUAGAAAGUAAUAUUACAGAGAUCAUGAAGGAUACUGAUGGAGAACUUGACUCUGACAACUUGUCUCUAGGAUUGGAUGGAAAUUUCAGUUCUUCUAGCCUCUCUUGCAGUCUCCUUCAGAUUGAAGAGGAACCCCUUGCUGAGUGUGAUAAUAAUAAUGAAAAGCAGAUACAGGCUGUUGUAAAUGACCUGAGAAUAUAUGAUAUAAAUGCAGAUGCAACAAGUGAAUCUCAGACCCAAGAGAAGGAACAGAAGGUAGUAUUAGCAAAUCAGGUCAAUGCUUCAGCAGAAGACUUGCAAGAGGGCACAGAUGCAACAGAGUCUGAUAUUAUGUGUCAUGCUUCUGAUUCUGAAAAUCAACUAAAACUAAAAGAAACUGAAUCUAUGGAGGAUGUUAUUUGUGAUCAGCUAAUAAAGGGAAGAGCAUUGGAAGACCACCAUGAAGUAGAGGCUUGUUUACCUGAAGAUGUAGAUGAAGAGCUUGAGGUUCUUUCCACAUCUGGUGUAGAUGAUACUGAAGAUUUAUCCUAUGGAUUGUCCAGUUCUUUCACACUUAAAGAUGAGGAUUCAGAAAAUCCAGAAACACAGAUGACAACUCCAAAAUCCUUCACUAGAUUAAGGUCCUUGUCUCAACGUAGGUCUGGUGGCAAGAGUUCUAAGAAGGAUGAUAGAGUCAAUGAUCUGAAGUUUGAUUCUCCUCAUCUGUCCUCUCCAAAAGUCAAAGCUCAGCUAGUCUCAGAAGCCGUCUUGAACAAAGAAGUUCUAAUAAGCCCUGAGGUCAGUGAUGAAGAGUGUGAGUUGGUAUCGCCUGGGGGAGACGAGACUGACCUGCCAAAGGACAGUUUCUCACUGUCCGGUGGUCCUGAUCCUCUUACACCGGUAAGCCGUAGGAAUAAGAGGAGGAGUGGAGGUGGCAUUAGAUCUCCUCAGAAAAUGAUCCCAGAAGAGCAGGAUGAGACUACUACUCAUAUUGUGAGUGUUCGUGGAUCUCCUGCUAGUAAGACAUCACGCAUUCUGAAAACCAAGAUGUUUUCAGCAAAAUCACCCAAAAUUGUUGCAGAAAAUACUGAAGGAAGUGCAGACAUAACUGUAUCAGAACAGCAAAAAUCUGUUAAUACAGAAACAGAAAACAAAAUAAAGUCUCCUGCAAAAAGUGCAUUGGAAGAACCUUCGGAAAAAGAUUCAAAUACAUCUCCCGUUCUAGAAACACCAGCAACGACACCAUCCCCUAGAAGAGACUCGGGCAAAGGCCACAUCACAGGCUCAAGCAGUCAGGAAGCUCCAGAUGUUGAUGCAGAAAGUGAUACUUCUGUUGUGAAAGAGUCAAGCGAGGUGGCUAGUGUAAGUAAACAGGAGACCGGCUUAAGUAUGGACUCGGAAAAUAAAGAUUCUCCAGUGAAAACAAAGCGGAACAGAAGGUCAUCACUUGCAAUUUUGGCCCCAGAAGUCAAGCUAACGGAUAAUGAUAAGAUUAGCAAGAUAAAAUAUAGCUCGCCCGAACAACAGGAUGAACAUGCAGAAAAGACAUCGAAAGAGGAUUCUACGCCUGUAUAUAGAACACGUCGCAGUAUGACUCUGAAGAAGCAAGACUUGAAACAAGAGUUGUUAUCUGCCCCAUUCUCCCCCAGGAGGAGCAGUAGAAGGAAGUCAGUAGCAUCGAAUUCGUCUGAGAGCACAGGAAGCAUAGAAGUUGUGCCACUAAGAAGUCGCAGAUCCAGCACUGCUUCGUCCUCGGAAGAUAAGCAUCCCCAGAUCCCUGAAGAGCCAGCAUGCCCAAAGAAGAGCGCCCUCAAAAAUACUCCAAUGGGUUUGGCUUCACCACGCACAAAGAGUGACAGGGCAUCGCUUCUGAAAAGUGACACCAUAGGUAAAUGCUCCCACAGGAAUAGCUCGCCUGCCAGAGCAACUCGUUCAAGCUUGGGAUACACUGAAGUACCUACCAACCUUCCUGCCAAGAGUGGCACACCUGUUCGCACAUCAUCAAGACUUGCCUCCAGAAAGGAAUCCCAUACAGAUUCGUCAUGUGAGAAUGGCUCAUCAAGUGAAACUUCGUCCAAAGGAGGUAAUACAAGUAGAUUAUCUCUCAAGAAAAUGUCAUCUGAUGUGCCAUCCACCAGCAGUGCCACACCAGCAGGACCGUUGAAUGUCUCGGCUAAAGUGAACAGUGAAUUGCUCACUGCCUCAAUCACAGAAAUUAAAUCACCUACAAGGUCCUCAACCUUUAAGUCAUCCCAAGACAAGAAAGUGGCCAGCUCAUCUUCAGGGAAUGAAUCACCGGCACGGUCACUUUCACCAUCAGUAAGCAAAACCCCGGUCAGGUCAGCCUCUUUGCCCUUAGUGAAUAAAACACCUACGAGGUCAUCUCCAUUGAAUUCUGUGAACACAACAACCCUUUCAUCACCUAUGAACAAAAGAUCUUUGAGAUCUCCUUCAGUUAAUAAAACACCUGUUAGAUCACCUAUGACUAAUGCACCAGCAAGAUCACCUGGGAGACCACCUAUGACUAAUGCACCAGCAAGAUCACCUGGGAGACCUCCUAUGACUAAUGCACCAGCAAGAUCACCUGGGAGACCACCAUCUGUUAAUAAAUCUCUCACGCGAUCACCAGCAGCGAAUACAAUCUCUCUGAAAUCACCCUCUAGUAUUAAAUCGCCCUCUAGUAUUAAAUCGCCUCUCACAUCACCUACUGUAAACAAAACUCAAGUGAUAUCAGCCUCUGCUAGUGAAACCUCCAUGACCUCACCCACCAGAGGGUCUCGAAGAUCACUCAGUUCUGACAGAUCACCUCUAGCCUCACCCUCAGUUAGCAGAACACAUACAAGGUCGUCCUCCAUCAGCAAAUCCCCUGCACGACCGCCUGCAGAAAAAGGUCCUCCUAAGCAUUCCCCAAAGAAGAGCUCAUCUCCAUUUAGAGCAGCAGACUCAAACAGUAAAGGAUCUGCUAAAGGUAAGAUAUCCAUGACUUUAGCCUUAUAUCAAGUGCUUAGGUUCAUAAUAGUCAUCCUUACUGUGAUAUUUUACCUUGGAAAUAAUUUUGCAAUAUAUCAGUAUUUUGACAGUUUCUGGUACCGAAUCUCAGAAACCUCAAGGGCACUAAAACAGGGAAGUUUUGUGUCCUCAGAUGCUGAGCCCGUAAUGACAACCCGCAGACUGAGGCACCGGCGAGUGACUUACUCAUUGUCUUGA